Messenger RNA from Caenorhabditis auriculariae, 1531 nucleotides. The record is from the annotation of a GenBank genome assembly. NCBI's taxonomy places the organism in Eukaryota, Metazoa, Nematoda, Chromadorea, Rhabditida, Rhabditidae.
AUGUGUGACGGCGCGGAAUCUAAAGGGCGCCGGAGGCUCGACGCUUCUGCUGCGAAGGUGCCGCGGUGCCACUGCGCGAACUGUCCGCUGAGCUUAUCAAUCAGCUCGAGAGACAGUCUCCAGAACAGACCUGGUCGAGCUUCGGCGGCUGAAAUCGGAUCGUCGCAAGAGAAGCCACAACGGGACGUCGUCUGCGUGUUCCUCAACUCUUUCUCUUCUUAUCUGGUCGUUUCUUACGGGAAAGACGAAGAAAUACUUCUUCGCAGGCCACGUUUUCUUCUUGAUCGCUUCGGGACCCGUACGUGUCUUCCCGGAAAUUCACGUUCUGUCAAAAGAAAAAAAUUGAAAUAACUCGAAACAAUCAAAUGAAAUUUCAGAUCAUUUUUGGGCAAACCUGGUCCUUGCAAAAGAUUAUUUCUUUUCAUCGCCUGCAAAUGGGAUUGAGCAGUGCCAGGAAGCAGGAAAACAUCAGAAUAAGAACUGGAAUAAUGGUAAGGGUUCUUGAAAAAAGUGAAUCUGAAGAUCAAGCUGCGAUAAUUGAGGAAACUUUGCGAAAACGGCGCUUUCCAAACACUUUGAAAUCGUUCUAAUUUCAAAAAAAGUUCUAUUUUAAGUUUGGGACAAAUGGUCAAUCUAGGACGUAGAGGAAGCUUGAUUUGAAGUCUGUUUACCACGACUUGAAAUUUCACGGAACGACACUCCGCUGCAUGGCCUUGUGGCCGUGAAAGUGCCUUUGCGAACCUCGGUCGCGCUUUAAAAUUUUUCUUUUAUUUGGAAAUUUCGCUUUAUUAAUCAUGUUUCAAUUUUUUGUGGUAAAAAGUGACUAUCAUUGCUUUUGGGCAUAAGAAACAAAUGAAAGUCGAAUACUUUUCGAAUUCGCUCACUUUCCUCAAAUAUUCAUGCGGAGCUUCAUUUUCAGAUUGAGAAAAAUUCUAACAUGUUGUCAGAGGUUGGAAAUGGUUGAGCUGUGAUGAUGCCGGAAGAACGUCGCCUCGAUACAGUUCGUUCGGCUUGGACAGAGAGAUUAAUGGCGAGUGAGAACGAUACCUCCAAAAGACGCGUUUGACAUCGUUCUUCGGGGGAUAUUCUGAUGAGCCGAAGGGUAAAUCACAGAGUUUGCCCUACUCCGAUGAGAAAAAGGUGUCGAAGAUUCGCUUGGCAACGGAGUCCAUUCAUCUUAAUUUUGGUCUUUUGAGAGAUAUCCCGUCAACCUAUCUACUCCUCAGCAAUAAAAAAAAAAUCUGUUCUCACGAACCGGCACAAAUUUUUCCGGGUCCACAAAAGAGCCGAUCAAUGUCGCUGCCCCACGAGCUGUACUGCGAGCCUGAAUCAGAGCUUUCGUCGUCGGAGCUCAGAUCAACCAACUGUAAGGCGUCGACGAAGACUGUCGCUGUCCCAUGUGGAACCUCAGAAAAGUCCGUUCCUACGAGACACGUUCGCUCCUCCGAGCGACGCCGAAUUAUUCAUGCCACUCUCGGCAAGCUACUUUUGUCAAUGCAUGGUUUCCAUGGUUCGAAAAACUUCUCAGUAA